Phaeoacremonium minimum UCRPA7 is the source of this 828-nucleotide messenger RNA. RefSeq names its product putative er protein big1 protein. Lineage: Eukaryota; Fungi; Ascomycota; Sordariomycetes; Togniniales; Togniniaceae. The transcript has 4 exons. Gene Ontology annotation, cellular component: endoplasmic reticulum membrane. Bases 1 to 828 code for a protein of 275 amino acids. Gene Ontology annotation, biological process: fungal-type cell wall biogenesis; (1->6)-beta-D-glucan biosynthetic process. The record is from RefSeq and is a predicted model, not a curated record.
AUGCGUCUCUCAACAGCAGCCGCUCUGCUGGCCUCCACAGCUGUGCAGGCGUUUUCCGACUCAUCGCCCUUCGUCCUGCUAUCCACGGCCCAGAUCUCCGAUAUCUCUAAGACUGAACAGCUACAAACAAGUGGCCAAGUACUAGACUCAGCAAAGAAGAUCCUGAGCUCCUGCUCAACCAGCCGCUAUGUCGUCGUGUCGCAACCAAACCUGCACGCAUCCGACCUGAGAGACAGGACAGGCUGCCUCGCCCCGAACCUAUGCAGGGCUCGUGACAACAAGAAGAUCCAGGGACAGUUCAGCGUAGCAGAGGUCAUUGGGCAACUGGCGACGGAAGAUAUCUCAAACUAUAUCAAGUCGGCUUGCGAGGAGAAAGGAAAGGAUGUCAGAGUGGAGGAGCAUCAGCUCAGCCCUCUUCCCGGAGGCGCCAGCUCAUCGAAACGUUCAGCAGUGAUGGGCGAUAACGACCACGAGUUGGGCCAGAUAGUUGAGACAGUCGAGGCGUCCGAUGAUUACACCAUUAUAUACCUAUCCAGUCCGCACGAGGGCAAGCCGUACGAAUCCGAGUUCAUCGAGCCGGUGCAUAUGGAGCUGAAGCACCGUCGGUCUGCUCCUAUUACCAUCGGUAGGAGGGCAGACAAGGCGGACAACAGACCUUUGUUUGAAAAGUACCAGUUCUUCACACCAGGCAUUUUCAUGGGUCUUCUGGGCGCAUUCGUCCUCCUCUCCAUUCUGUACGUCGGUAUCUCAGCGCUGUCUAGCCUUUCGGUGUCAUAUGGUGCCUUCGACAAGGAGAUGGGACCUGCUGCGCAGAAGAAGCAGAUGUAG